Messenger RNA from Trichobilharzia regenti, 2412 nucleotides. Lineage: Eukaryota; Metazoa; Platyhelminthes; Trematoda; Strigeidida; Schistosomatidae. The record is from the annotation of a GenBank genome assembly.
AUGCUGCCAAAGAAGUCAUUGUCAACGUUGUUCGCCUCCUUUAACACUCCCAUAGUAUCAGAAUGUCGUAUUUUUAAAUGUCACAAUGAUGAUGAUGGUGAUGACGGUGUUGAGUAUUCGAUCAUUUCUAAGUGGAACCAGAUUGAUAUUCUACGUAAAGAUAAUAUUACAUACUCACGAACACAUUUAAUAACGGUACCACAUAAUAAUCAUGAAAAAUUGCAGGUGAAAUUUGCCUCACAAUUACACUUUUCUUCAUUUGGGAAAGGUGGUUAUCCUUCUAGUGGACAACAGAAUAAUGUUUGGGAUAUACAAACACCAGAUGGUUGUCAUAGAGCUGUAUGCAUCCAACCGGUUUCUUCUUCACCAUCAUCUCCACCACCACCACAAGUAAACUCAAAUUCAUCAAAUUCUAUCACAGCUAAUUCUGAAGAAGCAAGUACUGUUGUACAAUUAUGGAUUAAUGGACGUCUUUCAAACUUUGUAAAACUUCCAACAACUCCUCCGAAUGCUGUGCAUGGUCGUGUAUAUCCUACAGAAGGUCGGUCAUUUCAUGGAGCUUCUUGGUCAAAGGCAAGAGAUAAAAUUGUCUAUCUUGCAGAGGAGGUCCCGCCGGGUGAUUCUUCAGAGUCUUGUGGAGGUGAUUCAUCCUUUGCGUUUCAAGAGGAUUGGGGAGAAGGCAAUGAAGGCGUGCAUAAACCAAUAAUUUGUGUACUUGAUAUCACCACUAAAACUGUUACACUGGCUCCAUUGAAAGAAAAUAAUCUUAAUUUGGCUUCAAAUGAACCAAUUUGGACUCCUGAUGAUGAUGGUAUUCUAUUCAUUGGUUAUCCAGUAAAAGCGUAUAAUCUUGGAAUUAUGUAUUGUGUUCAACGUGUAUGUCGUCUUUACUUUUGGAAUAUGAAAAAUGAUACCAUCAAACCAAUCAGUGAUGCUGGUCGAUCAGUUCACUGUCCUCGAUUCAGUCCGAAUGGUGAAUAUUUAGUCUGGCUUGAUAAUCCUGUUGGUGGUCCACAUGGACAAUGUUAUACUUUAAUGGGAAUGAUCUGGUCCUCGGGAGAUUUUCAACCUAAAAUUAUUAUCUCAACAUCAUCUGAAAUUGAUUACGAAUUCUCAGGACUGUAUUGUACACUAUCAGAACGUUGUUGGUCCAGUGACAGUCGGCGUAUUGUAAUCUCAUCUUAUCACAAUGGAUUUAAGGAUGUAGGAUAUAUUGUUUCAGUGACUGAAUCCAUUACUCAAUCGAAACCUGUUAUACUCCAAUUGCCUGAAUUGUAUUUACCAGACAAAGCGUGUAAAUUAUCGUCAUUGAGUAUUUUAGACUUUUAUGAGGAUAUAUUAGUCUGCUGUACAAGUUCUCCAAUUCAUCCUCAUCAUUUAGCUGUAUUAAAUUUAAAAAAUAUAAAUGAUACGAAUACGUCAAUUGAUUUUCACCAACAUCAAUGGUUAAUACUCUCUGAUGGAAUUGACUUGAAACAGUCUUCUGUCCGUUCAGUUAAAGGUAUCGAUUAUGUUAUACGUGGUGGUCAGUAUGUAAAUGGGAAGGAAACAUUCUCUUCUUGUGAUUAUUUACUAAUUUAUCCAAAACUUGAAAAGGAUGGUUCAUUCAAACAAAUAGAUGUAUCUGAUUUCAAUUUUAACGAAGAUAUAAGUGAUCUGAUCGCCAACCGAUUGCAAGGUUUAAUUGUAAUGCCACAUGGUGGUCCACAUUCUGUUUCAAGACUAACAUGGUCUUCAAUGAUUACAAGUUUUUGUAUUUGUGGAUUUGCUUGCCUAUUAAUCAAUUAUACUGGAUCACUUGGUUAUGGUGAUCAGUUUAUUCAGGAUCUGAUCGGAUGUAUUGGCGACAGAGAUGUAUCCGACUGUGUUCAGGCUACUAAAGAUGCUUUAAGUUAUCUUCAACAGUAUGAAUCCAAUUUAAAAGCAGUUUUAUUUGGUGGUUCUCAUGGUGGCUAUUUAAGCUUACAUUUAGCUGGACGAUAUAAUGAUGAUCUGUUCAGUGCAGUUGUAACUCGUAAUCCUGUGACAAAUUUAAUCAGUAUGAUUCAUACAAGUGAUAUACCAGAUUGGUGUUUUACUGAGGCUGGUUUAACCAAUCCAGGUGAAUGGCCACUUGAUCAUCUUCUACCGACUACGAAUGAAUUAAUUCGUUUAACAGAUGUUUCACCAAUGAAAUAUUUAAAUGAUACAUGGUCUGUACCAUUAUUAAUGUUGUUAGGCGGUAAAGAUCGUCGUGUUCCAAAUAGUCAGGGAUUAACAUUUUGUCGAAAACUUAAAGCAUCCUGUCCAAAUAUCCCGUGUGAAAUUCGUUUCUAUCCUCAUGAUUCACAUGCAUUAGAUUCUCCAGCAUGUUCACUAGAUGUCUUUAUCACUACUGUGAAUUGGUUCUUAAAACAUCUGAAGGGGAGAUAG